AUGGCAGUUCCCGGUCAGCCGCAUCUGUUUCCGUCCGCUAUGAUCGAACUGUUGUUGGAGUCGCCUUUGCCUUGUUUCCUCGCUUCAAGCACAGCGUACACGCUCCUCACGUCCCAUCAGUUACAGUGCCAAUUAUUACCCAUCCUCAUCGCCUCGUGGACCUUUGCAUUAUUCGUGCAUCUCGUGGUCUGGCUGAGCUGGAUCUUUCCACGCUACGUAUCAGAGCUUCGCCAUAUCCCUACGGUCCCUGGAUUCCCUCUCUGGGGCCAGUUUUUCGACGUCAUCACACAAGAAUACGGGACUCCACAACGACUCUGGCAUCAUCAGUAUGGCCCUGUCGUUCGCUACUUCUUUCCCUUUGGGUCGGAGAGAUUGUCGAUUGCCGAAAGGGCCGCUUUGCAGCGCAUGGCUUUCGACUGCCCCAAAACUUACGUCGGAAACUGCGCUAAGCCAUCACAGGCGCACUCCUUGAUAGGCAGAACCCUCCGGCUUGGCUUGUUGCUUGAUCAAAGUAGCCAGCACGACUACCGAUCCAGCGCGUUAGCAUUGGCUUUUUCAGUACAAUCCAUCAAGACUUUGGUCCCUGUAAUUUGGACAAUAUCAUUAUGUCUGGGUGAAUGUUGGAAGGAAACGAACGCAAGUGGUCGACCCAACGCCACAACCGUUGAGGCACUUUGUUGGUUGAAGCGCCUUACCCUAGACAUUAUUAGUCGCAAAGUCUCUGCGGCUGAGAUGAAGGCGGUGAUGUGCAGCCUCCUGACUUUCAUUGAGACCAUCGACCACAAUAAAAUUUUGCCUAAGAUUUCCCACGAAACUAUUCAGCAUUAUCCGAAAAUGAGCGAGAGCGUAAACGCAUUCGACCCAUUGGAACGUUAUGUUAGUGACCCAAGCGCCCUCAGAAAGGCGCUAGACGAAUCGAACGCUCUCGUCGAUGGUUUUUGGACGCUUUCGGCGUUCGUUAGUGGCGAAAAAGUCUUUCUGGAGCGUCUAAAGCGCCAUCCUCUCAGAAUCAUCAUUCCCCGAAAGAACAACUGGGUACCAAUUAGCACAGUCCUCGAAAGCGAUGGUUACCAGCUGCGUGGUAAUUACAGGGCACCACAUGGAGGGGUGUUGUUUGUUCGCGAAAACGACGACAACUUAUCCUUAGAGUUUGACGACGAAAAAGAUCUCGGUUGGAAGAAUUCAAAAUCGCUGCAGGCAAAAACCCUGCAUAGAGUGAUGAGCGAGGGAUUCGGGUGUUUCAUGACUUCCAAGUAUGCCGUGCUCGUCUGCGGACUCCAACCUAGGUCUGCAGAUGGAGAUCCGAUUGAAAAAAUGCGCAAAUCAAUUGUUGCUCGAUACGAGACACAACCACAAGGAAGUGCCAAGGAAAGAUGGACGAAACUCGGCGAUAGGAUUUGCAGCAUCGUGGAAGUGGAGGACGUCGACACAGAGCGGGAUUCCUUCAAUAAGUUCCUCUCAGGCACCGAUGUAUUCUCAAUGCUUUCGGAGUUGACCCAAUCGAUCAUAUUCUCCGAAAGCAACGAACAGUUUGACAACACAACUAGUCAAGCGGUAUAGCACAUAAUACACAAUCGAUUCAAUCCUUUUUUUUUGCCUUUGAAAUUUAACUGCUAAACUUGAUGAGAUAUGGUUGACAGAGAGGGAAACAAAAAAGGGGUUUGUGGAAACUUCUGUACACCUCUGAACAACGGUUCUGCACGCCAAGACCUAACACGAAAGAGGAGCCUAGCACAAGGAGCACAAGGCGAUUUUGCUAACUAUCAUCAAUCAUUUGUGCAGGAUCGUGGUAAUUGUCUCCGCCGAGAGUCCAAGAAAUCUUUUAAGAUAGGUAAAGAUAUAUCUCUCAGUUGCCUCUCGAUGAAUAAUAAUUUUGAAAUUACC
This is a messenger RNA of Fusarium odoratissimum NRRL 54006, 1884 nucleotides long. RefSeq lists its product as uncharacterized. Lineage: Eukaryota; Fungi; Ascomycota; Sordariomycetes; Hypocreales; Nectriaceae. The transcript is spliced from 3 exons. The coding region runs from base 1 to 1560 and encodes 519 amino acids. The record is from RefSeq and is a predicted model, not a curated record. Gene Ontology annotation, molecular function: monooxygenase activity; heme binding; oxidoreductase activity, acting on paired donors, with incorporation or reduction of molecular oxygen.